Molecule: messenger RNA, 959 nt
Organism: Ilex paraguariensis (yerba mate)
Lineage: Eukaryota; Viridiplantae; Streptophyta; Magnoliopsida; Aquifoliales; Aquifoliaceae
Source: the annotation of a GenBank genome assembly
GGUGUCCAACAUAUGCAAUCCUUUGCACACACUUGCUCUUCUGAUAUAACUGUGCUUUUUAUUUGCUUGCAGUGUCCGCACACCAAUAUCAAUGAAGUUCUUUCCUCGGUUUUUUUUGCUCUAUUUUCUGGUGUUUCACAUCUAUUUCUUUUCGUACACUCAUGGUUUUUCUUAUCUUGCUCUCUCUACGACCGCAGCAUUUAUGCAGCAUCUCAUCCUCUACUUCUGGAACCGAUUUGAGGUUCCAGCUCUCCAGAGGUUUAUGCAAAACCGGCGGUCAUCUUUUCAGCAACACCCAGAUUUUCACAUUACUUCCUCUACUAUUCUUGCCUCGACGUUGCAUAUCACAAGAUUAAACACGAGGAACCCAGUUCCAGUUAAUACAGAUUUGACCUCUGCACCUGGGCUUAGAGUCUUGCCUGAUCCAGCAAUACCAAGAAAUACUGCAGCAGAACUUUCUGGACUUCAAGAACGAUCUGAGAGCAACAACCCUGAUAGGUUAGGCAAUUCUCUCCAAAUUGCAGGACAACCUGAGCUCCGCCAAGCAGAAACUGGUGCCAAUCCUGGGGCCAUGAAUUCGUUUAGUUCCUUGUUGUUGUGGAUCUUAGGGGGGGCUUCUUCUGAGGGCCUCAAUUCAUUUCUUUCUAUAUUUAGAGAUGUAAGAGACCAAGGCCAAGUUUAUGCAGAAUCCACUCGGCAAGAAAAUCGUGCAACACAGAAUGCUCAAUAGAGUGGGAACAUAGGGUAUGAAAGGUAUUUAAACAGUGAUUUUAGCCCAUGAUGUUUUUGUAUGUUAUUUUGUAUAAUAUAGCUCUGUUUUACGACAUAGAAUUAGUUCGUGAAUUGAAUACACUAUGUGCAAUACUGAUAAAUUGUCUAUGAAAUGGGGAAAAAGGGGGGUGGGGGGAAGAGAGAGGGAAACGGCCUCAUUGAUUUCCAUUGAUAAUAUUUGAUCAAAG